UAUUGGUGUUGAAGUAGUUGCGUUGUUUACUCACUUGAAUGUAUUAUUCAUUUUCAAAUGAUGGAUCUGUUUGACUUAACAGCUUCAUCCCUGCUAAUCUGUUAACAAGAGCAAGACAGCAACACAAGCUAGAUCCCAUUUCUUUGCUGCGUAAUCAAGGCUAUAAUCAGUCCUUUCUUUUGCAGCAGACAGCCAUCUCAGGUGGCCAGGUGUCAGAGUGAGAAAAAACAAAAAAAACAAACUCACUGCACACCUGAAUCUCAUCUGUGAAAAGGAUGAUGAGGAAGUGGCCAUGUAACAGAAACACAACGUGAAGCUCUUGUGUGUGCAGGAGCCGUCCUACCAAAGUUGGCAAACAAUACAGCUCUGGCUCUGCAAAAAGAGACCCUCUAAAAUAUAAAUGAGGAAAUCCACACCUGUUUCCAAGUAACCAAGGCAGGUAGAAUGUACUGUGACGAAUGCCAGUGCAUGUGCAUUCACACUUGUUGUUUGGCUUCAUGCACGAGCAACACGAUUUCCUAGUUUUACCUGUGCAAGACGCCGUGUUGGAACGGCAGCUGCCGCUAACCUGUUUGUCCUGAAGAAAUAGACCAAAGCUGAUCAAAGGGAGAGUAUGAGAAUACUCCAACGUUCGUUCUGAAGAGGUUUUCUGUGUUUGCCGCCCGCUGAACGUUUUCCCACAUGGAAACAGGUCUGCUGAGGCCCAACUGAGACGUCCUGAAGCUGGAAGCAGAGACUCGGUGGAGGGUGGGCGACUUGGAGCGGCAGAGGUCUUCACAGGUGUUUCCUCUGAGCGUUGAGCAUCAGUUUGUGCAAACAUGAAUCCCAUGUGGAAGGUGUAUAAAGGCAAAGUGAUGAAGACUCUGAAUCCUGAGUAUGAGGAGGAUACUGCAGAGGAGGUCACAGAGGUAGAACAUGACAUGAGUCCAAUACAGGAGGAUGAAGGGCCCAACGCCGUCUCUCAGCUGGCCAGAAAGAUGCAGGGGGCCGGCGCUAAGAGCUGGAACAGGUUUUCGUCUCUCUUCAACAAAGAGGAUGAGCACCAGCUUCUGGAGGAGACCGAGUGCCCGCCUGUCGCUGACCACCCUCUCGCAGCAAAACCUGAAGAACCUCCUCGACCGACCAGGCGCAGUGGAUUCUGGGAUAGUUUCGCAACCAACUUUGCUGCAAAGAAGCAGGCCGAAGCUGCUGCUGCAGCAGCUGCAGCAGCAAACGAGGGUGUGGCAGAGUCAGGUGAGGAAGGAGAGACUCAGGCCGCAGGGGAGGAGCAGCAGGUCGGCCCGGCUGAGGAGACGGAAGCGGGAAGCAGCAGCAGCAGCAACAACAGCUUCUCUAAAUAUGUGACGCUGGGAGGGAGCGGCGAGGACGCCUCCUUUAAGUGGAACUUUGUUACCAGCAAGCUGGCAGAGCUGAAAACCAAGGGCAUGGUGAAUAAGACCAACUGAUCGCUACAAAGGUGUCUCCUAACAUUCUUACAAAAUGUUACAGCAAAUCGUAUUUAGUUUAACUUUAUUUCAUUAUAAUCUCAUUUGAUUGUUUUCAGGUCUUAAAGGUAAAAAGACAUUAAAACUUUUUUUUUUUAUUUCAAUCAAUGAACCAUGAAAGGUGGGACGUGGUGUGUAUAGACAUUGAUCCUGGACUAAAUUUUAAACUGUGGAUUACUUCUACUUGCAGAAUAAAUGUUGAGUCUACUUAUUUAAAAAAAAAAAAAGCCUAAGUGUUAAUCUUGCAACAAUUGAAUUUGUGUCUCAGUAACAGGGCAGGAGAAGUGUGCAUUCCUCUCUCCUAGUUUCGAUAAAGUGCUGCUUGCACCGUUCCAUGAUGUGAGCUAAGCGGAGGUUUAUUGUUGUUUUCAGAAACGCUUGAAAACUUUAAAAUGGAGUUUGUGUGCGGUCAUAUUUUCCACCACAGUGCUUCUUCAAACAAAAGGGGCCCAUCUACCUUUCAACAAAUCUAACCUAAUCCGUAGUUUAGGAGAAAACUGGAUUAAAAGAUUAAAGGCAACGUUAGCUGGAUUAGCCGAGGAUCAGAUCACUUAACCUGUUCACAGAGAGAAUUACAGCUAAAAGGUCUUUAAUUCUGGUGAGACCCUUUAUAUGGGCACGCACUUUCUAAGAACUUCUUCCUUUGUGAUGUGAAAUGAAAGACUAAAAUGUGUGUUUGGUCAUAAAAUCUGAAACCAUGACUUGAAUUUUCUAAUCUUUGACUGAGACUGAAAUGUGCAAUGUGUGAAUUGUUUUGUUUGUGAUGGGGGGAAAUUGGCUGAUGUUCUUACUUUGGUGUCUUUUGGGUUUUGACUUGUAUGUUUCUUUUGUUUUUGAUCCUGAUAUGACAAAAUAAAGACCGUUUUCCCUGAA
Poecilia latipinna (sailfin molly) is the source of this 2357-nucleotide messenger RNA. Its product is annotated as testis development-related protein. NCBI's taxonomy places the organism in Eukaryota, Metazoa, Chordata, Actinopteri, Cyprinodontiformes, Poeciliidae. The transcript has 6 exons. Bases 819 to 1445 code for a protein of 208 amino acids. The record is from RefSeq and is a predicted model, not a curated record. Gene Ontology annotation, biological process: spermatogenesis.